AUGCCCGACUUCAUCCUCACCGUCCGCUCCCUCACGGCGCCCACCCUCCCCGCCGUCCCCGCCGGCACGCCGGCCUCCGCCAUCCGCUCCCCUCUCAUCCCGGGCCCCCUCGCCGCCACCUCGCCGCUGCGCUUCGUCCUCUCCCUGCCCGGCGCCACCGGCCGGGCGAGGAACCCGCUGCGCCCGGCCACCCACUUGCAACUAGCCUUCCUCUACCCCGGCAGCGGCGAGGUGUACCUGCCGGAGCCCAUACUCCCGGAGCACCUGGUCAAGACGGCCGGCGACGACGGCGAGUACGAGGUGGAGGUCGGCCCGGACAGGAUCCCCCGCGUCAAGGUCAACGAGGGCGAGUCGCCGGACGCGGAGGUCAGGCUGAACGCGUGGCGCAACGAGAAGCUGCUGGGGCGGUUCACGGUCGGUGUCGUCGAGGGCCUCGGCGUCGAGGGCUUCAAGUCCUCGGACCUGGCCAAGCGGCGCGUAGAGGUGCAAAAGGCCAAGGCCGCGAACGAGGCCACCCCGUAG
Cordyceps fumosorosea ARSEF 2679 is the source of this 522-nucleotide messenger RNA. RefSeq lists its product as hypothetical. Lineage: Eukaryota; Fungi; Ascomycota; Sordariomycetes; Hypocreales; Cordycipitaceae. Bases 1 to 522 code for a protein of 173 amino acids. The transcript has a single exon. The record is from RefSeq and is a predicted model, not a curated record.